UUUCGUCCCUGGCUUCUUGCGAGAUUCGCAGUCGGUGACUUGCAUCAACUACUCGAACUGUUCUUGGUGAAAGCCAAUUUCCUGAAGCAAUGGCCCAGAAACAGAGUUGAAGCAUCGGGGGGCGCUCAUCUGCUGCUACUACUGACUGAAUCUUUCUCUGGCAAAUCUACGAACAACAGUAUCGUAAAUGUAGUUGAAAGCGUCUCCUUGUGCAAUCAAAGCACGCCUUCGCCUGCCACCUGCUCCAUCUGCCUCUCUACUUUUCACAUGGCGAUUGUAUUACAGCGUACGCAAGUAGAAGCAGAAAUUGGGAUUCCCUGCUGUACCGUUCGCUCUGUUUUUGCCAGCGUUUAGCGAGCCAUGGCCGCCGCCGCCGCCGCCGCCGCCGCCGCUCCCCGGAAGCAGAUUCACAUCGACGUCAUCCAGUCGGUGAUGCCGGUGGCGGUGACGCCGCCGGGGCGGUCGCAGCGCCUCUCAACGACCGGCGGCCCGCUCCGCCCCGAGCUUUUGCAGAGCCGGGUGCGGAUCGUGCUGUACUACGAUGACAAAGGGUCGGCGACGCCGGCGACGGUGGGGGCGUGGAUCAAGGAGUCGCUGAGCGCGGCGCUGGCGACGGAGCCGGUGAUGGCCGGGCGGCUAAGGCGGGAGAACGAUGGGAGCGGGCGCUGGGAAGUCAAGUUCAACGACUGCGGGGCGCGGUUGGUCCAGGCCACCGCGGAGGCGAGUAUGGCGGAGUUCAUGUCCGGCGACGGCGACCGCUGGGAGGCGCACUUGGCUCACUGGGUCGACGUCGACGAGGAGAACCCAAACUUCUCAGCCUUGUUCUACGUCCAGGUGACUCAAUUCCAUGGAGGUGGAUUUUCCAUAGGCAUCAGCUGCAGCCUCCUGCUCGCUGACCCCUUCUUCUUAGGGCACUUCCUCCAGUCAUGGGCUCGGACUCACGCCGCCAUGUUGUCCCACGGUCAACUCACUGACUCAUCCAUCUUCCACCUCGCCUAUUUUCAAAGACCUGGCCAAUCGAACCACCUUAAGUCCAUCGACCUCGGCUUGAGCUCGAACUCGAAUCCGAGUGCGGCUAACACCACCCUACUGUUUGCGGCUAACCCAGAGACUGACAAUGUUUGCCAAAUCGCAGACAAUUACUUUCAGGUGGCUACAAGGAGACUCCGAAAGAAGGAUUUAUCGAAUUACUCUCUUAUCGUAAGCGAUCACUCGGGCGAUAAGAUAGUCGAGACGCAUACUAUCAUGAGUCCGAAUGUCAUAGAUGAGACGGUCAGUGGUGCACAAGAGGAAGGUUGGGUGAAGCAACUUGGACUCGAGAAGAUGUGUUUUGUAGGCGGGAAUGAUCCGAUUCGAAUUUCAUGCCAAAUCAUAUCGUGUGUCGAUGAUGGACUAGUAAUGAUAAUAAUGCCGCCAAAGAAGGCAUGGUUAAUUAGUGUUACAGUACCAACAAUUUAGCAGUGUGAUUAUGAGGUAGGAUUACUUUUGGACUGUUGUUAUGUAAUAAUUAAGCUGAUUGUUAUUGGAUUGUGUGAGAAUUUAAAUUAA
This is a messenger RNA of Zingiber officinale, 1548 nucleotides long. RefSeq lists its product as uncharacterized. The transcript has 2 exons. NCBI's taxonomy places the organism in Eukaryota, Viridiplantae, Streptophyta, Magnoliopsida, Zingiberales, Zingiberaceae. The coding region runs from base 361 to 1458 and encodes 365 amino acids. Gene Ontology annotation, molecular function: acyltransferase activity, transferring groups other than amino-acyl groups. The record is from RefSeq and is a predicted model, not a curated record.